AUGAAUUGCUGGAUUGGGAGAUUAAUCGGCAAAGGUUCCUUUGGCAAGGUCUACCUCGCUUCGCAUAAACUCACCAAUGGGUCCAAAGUUGUCCUUAAAUCUUCCAACAAGGAAGACACCAACCUCGCGCGCGAGAUCCACCAUCAUCGCCAGUUCCUUCAUCCCCACAUAGCGCGACUUUACGAGGUCAUCGUGACAGAGAAACUGGUGUGGCUGGUGUUAGAGUAUUGUCCGGGCGAUGAACUCUAUAAUUAUCUCCUGCGACAUGGUCCGCUCCCGGUAGAGAAGGUCAAGAGGAUUUUCACGCAACUUGUCGGCGCGGUAGCUUAUGUCCACAGCAAGUCCUGUGUCCACCGGGAUCUGAAGCUGGAGAACAUCUUACUGGACAAGCACGAGAAUGUCAAGCUGUGCGAUUUUGGUUUCACCCGGGAAUACGAAGGCAAAUCAAGCUACUUACAGACCUUCUGCGGUACGAUAUGUUACAGUGCGCCGGAAAUGCUGAAGGGGGAGAAGUAUGCAGGGGAGAAAGUCGAUGUAUGGAGUUUGGGGAUCAUUCUAUACGCCCUGCUGGCAGGGGAGCUCCCGUUCGAUGAGGACGACGACCAGGUCACCAAAACCCGUAUCCUCACGGAAGAGCCGACAUUCAACGAAAAAUUCACCGAGGAUGCCAAGUCGCUCAUCAACUUGCUUCUUUCGAAACGCCCUCUCAUUCGACCAAGUUUGGACGAAAUCCUGGGACAUCCGUUCCUAGCAGAACACGCCUCCGAACAGCUAGCCAUUCUGAAGAUCCCGCGUCCCGCACCCUUCUCCACUCCGCUGGAGAAGACCACUUUGCAAAGAAUGAAGAGCGCUGGUGUCAAUAUUGAUGAGGUGGUUGAUAGCGUCCUGGCUCAGCGGUGUGACCCUCUUGCUGGGUGGUGGGCCUUGUUGAUCGAAAAGGAGCAACGAAAAGAGCGCAAGCGGGAGCGGAAACGACGUGAACGAGAAGCAGAGGCGAAAAAUAUCCGGCGCUUGAGUGCUGCGAGCACCCGACUAGAGAAGAUCUCCGCAGCUCUCGUCGAAGUGGAUGAAGAGGGUCACGCAUCAUCGGACGCUCCUCUGUACGAACGAGGCCGAAGAGAUCGGCGCAGUUUGCCUUCGCAGCUGGCUGUACCUGAGCUGCCAAUACUCCCUGAGCCCAUUCCAACGAAACCUGUCGAACCCACCGCUCCCAACAACACUUCCACGCCGCCGCCCCCUCCCAUCGAUAAAGAUUCCAUCCGAUCUGCGAGUUCCACUCGCCGUCGCCCACAGCCGCCCCCGAAAGAUAGACGGCGCUCACGGCCGAGCACAUUGCACAUGAGUGCUUCUCAGCCUGAACUAAAUCAGCACAGCAACGGACUCUUCCGUCGUCGCACACGUCGUCAAUACCCCAUUAUCAGCCAACUCGCUUCUCUCAAGCACUGGUUUGUGGAGUCUGCAAAACGAGCCAAGUCCCCUCACAGUAAAGCCGCUGGCGGCCCUGGGGCCCAUCGCAAAUUUCUUGCAGAGAAGUUGAGUCCGGCGAAAGGGAAUGAAGACGCAAAAAAGACUGCUACCGCCCCAUCUGGGACGACACGAUCCGGCGAACUCUCGACGCCGACACAAAUCAAACGGGCCUCCAAUGCCAGCAGCCUGGCCUUGAGUAACGCUUCUUAUCCAAACCAUCGUCACUCGUUCCCGCGUCAAUCGCGGCCAGUGAGCACCAGCCGAGCGAGCCACCGGAACUCUCUAUCACCCUCCCCCAUCACUCCCAGGGGCUCUUAUAGACUCUCGUCGGCGGGUCUGCGUGGCCGCAAGUCGACUUCGUCUUCUGUGUCAUCCAUCAGAAGCAUCCAUCACGUUCACACUCAUUCGAAAGCCUCAUCUGUUUCUUCCAAUAGCAUUGGCUCGAUCUCUACGCCCACAGCUCGAGCGUCAAAGUCUCCUCACUCUUCGGUAAAAGUUCUCCCCACGACUCCAAGCGCCUCGUCCCGGUUUCCCAGCAAUAUCCGGCUGGUGCGCGGCCCCAAUAACGCGUAUCGAGAGACGGAUGAUUCCAAUGGCCGGAUAAAUUCGCUUUUUAACGAGGCAGCACCCGCUCCCUUGCUUUAUUCCCCGUCUUCUAGUCUUGUGUUUGCCCGUCGGAAGAGAUCUGCGUUCAAGGGUCCUAUGGUCCACACGGCCAACCUGAUGGUGUCGGGCGGCAUGGCAGCACCUGAAUGUCAGAAUGGUGGCAUCGGGGCCGCAGAACCCGCAGGCCCUGCUCGGCCGGCGGCACGAAAGAGCCAGAUCAUCGAGGAAGAGGACUUGGAGGACGAAGAUAUCGAAGAGGUCGACACAUUUACGGGUACAGAAGAGGACCCGGGGUCUCCAGUCGACGCAGGCAGGUCGGAAGACCAGUUCGCGGUAGGGAAACCCGCUGAUUCUCCUGGACGGUCUCGUAAACCGGCUCUUGCUCCUGCGCCGGACAUCGACCCGGUCCCUAUACGCCCGCCUCGCUCGUCGUCCCUUCGAUCCCCGCGGCCGGGCUCGUCGGCUGCGGGGUCCGGACACAAUGAAGUCACUGCGGAUAUGUCCCCCCGAUCCGCGGCAUGA
Messenger RNA from Aspergillus terreus NIH2624, 2595 nucleotides. Its product is annotated as non-specific serine/threonine protein kinase. Gene Ontology annotation, molecular function: ATP binding; protein serine/threonine kinase activity. Gene Ontology annotation, biological process: intracellular signal transduction; protein phosphorylation. The coding region runs from base 1 to 2595 and encodes 864 amino acids. Lineage: Eukaryota; Fungi; Ascomycota; Eurotiomycetes; Eurotiales; Aspergillaceae. The record is from RefSeq and is a predicted model, not a curated record. The transcript has 4 exons. Gene Ontology annotation, cellular component: cytoplasm.